This is a messenger RNA of Miscanthus lutarioriparius, 744 nucleotides long. The record is from the annotation of a GenBank genome assembly. NCBI's taxonomy places the organism in Eukaryota, Viridiplantae, Streptophyta, Magnoliopsida, Poales, Poaceae.
AUGAUGUCUGAAAGUGAAGAGCACGGCUCGCUCCUAGAGAAGAUCAUCGAGAAGAUCCAUGAGUACAAGCACUCAUCGUCGUCCUCCUCUUCAGACUCAGAUGAUGACAAGAAGCCCAAGAAGUCUAAGAAGAAGAAGCUCUUCGGGAGGAAACAUCCACUGCAUCACGUUCUCGGAGGAGGCAAAGCUGCCGAUCUUGUGCUGUGGAGGAACAAACAGGCAUCCGGGAGCAUCUUGGCAGGGGUCACUGUGAUCUGGCUACUAUUUGAGGGCAUCGGCUACCACCUCCUUACCUUCCUCUGCCACGCACUAAUUGUGUUUCUCACCGUCUGGUUCGUCUGGUCCAAUGCUGCAUCCUUUGUCAACAGGUCUCCUCCAAAGUUCCCAGAGGUCAUUUUAUCUGAAGUUCAAUGCCUGAAGGUAGCUCAUUUUGCAAGGAAAGAAAUCAAUGAGGCUUUCUAUACAUUGCGCAAUGUUGCUUCUGGAAAAGAUUUGAAAACAUAUCUGAUGACAAUUGCGGUGCUGUGGUUCAUUUCCAUAGUUGGAAGCUGCUUCAGCUUCUUGACUCUGUCUUACACUAUUUUCCUGAUGGCAUACACACUUCCCAUGUUGUAUGAGAAGUACCAAGAUCAAGUUGAUGUUGUGGGUGAGAAGGCCCUUAUUGAGAUAAAAAAGCAGUACAAAGUGAUUGAUGCCAAGCUUAUCUCUAAGAUCCCAAUGUUGUCUGAGAAGAAACAACACUGA